This is a messenger RNA of Chionomys nivalis (European snow vole), 1426 nucleotides long. It is a transcript of the gene Lrp2bp, whose product is annotated as LRP2 binding protein. Gene Ontology annotation, molecular function: protein binding. The record is from RefSeq and is a predicted model, not a curated record. The coding region runs from base 1 to 1041 and encodes 346 amino acids. The transcript has 8 exons. Lineage: Eukaryota; Metazoa; Chordata; Mammalia; Rodentia; Cricetidae.
AUGAAACUCACCAGUGAAAAGUUGCCCAAAAACCCUUUCUCUCUGUCUCAGUAUGCUACUAAACAACAGAAAUUCUUCCAGUGGAAGAAGGAAAAGCCUGAUUAUUACUGUCAUGCUAAUCUGGUGGAUACAGCAUUGCAGUACCUGAAAGAAAGAAUAAAAAGAGGGGAUGCUAUGGCGUAUUUUCUAAGAGGUCAACUCUAUUUUGAAGAGGGCUGGUAUGAAGAAGCCUUGGCACAGUUUGAAGAAAUCCAGGAGAACGAUCAUCAAGCAAUUUAUCAACUAGGCGUGAUGUAUUACGACGGGCUGGGGACUGUCUCAAAUGCUGAAAAAGGAGUGAACUAUAUGAAGAAAAUCCUCGAUUCUUCAUGCCCCCAGACAGUACACUUAAAAUUCGCUGCUGCUUACAACCUUGGAAGAGCUUAUUUUGAAGGGAGAGGUGUGAAACGAUCGGAUGAUGAAGCAGAGAGACUCUGGCUGUUUGCUGCAGACAAUGGAAACCCAAAAGCCAGCGUGAAGGCACAAAGUAUUCUGGGACUGUAUUAUUCAAUGAAAGAGCCUAAACAGUUAGAAAAGGCAUUUUUCUGGCAUUCGGAAGCUUGUGGCAAUGGAAAUCUGGAGUCCCAGGGUGCACUUGGUCUCAUGUACUUUUACGGUCAGGGAAUCCACCAGAACACAGAGGCCGCCCUGCAAUGCUUACGGGAAGCAGCGGAACGAGGGAAUGUCUACGCCCAGGGGACUCUCGUGGAGUAUUACUACAAGAUGAAGUUUUUUACCAAGUGUGUUGCGUUUUCCAAAAGGAUAGCGGACUACGAUGAAGUUCACGACAUCCCCAUGAUAGCGCACGUCACGGACUGUCUCCCAGAGUUUAUCAGCAAAGGCAUGGCCAUGGCCUCUUUCUACUACGCACGGUGUCUCCAGCUUGGCUUGGGCAUCACGAAAGAUGAAGCAUCUGCCAGGCACUACUACUCUAAGGCUUGCCGUCUGAACCCUGCGCUGGCAGAUGAGCUUCACUGCCUGCUUAUUCGCCAAAGAAUUUAGACCACAAUGCGUUUCAACAGAGACCAUCCAUGCUACCGGAAACAGCGUGCACAUGCUCACAGCAGCUAUGGCUGUUGUUUUCUACACCCCCAUCCUAUUAUCCGGGGUAUUUUACAGAAACGUCUCCUUCAUUCUUCUGGAAUUUGUACAAACCAAACUUUAGACACCAAUCGAAUUGCUGGAAAGAGUCCUCAGAGGGCCACCUCUUAGCCUAGAGUGGCCCGGACCGCCCUGAGUUUGAAAUAAUGCCGAGAGCAAGUGCCCCCUUGUCUUAUUAAACCAGUGUCUGGAACGACUUAGUAAGAUCGAGUUUGUGCUUUCUAAAGUACACGUGCUGCCGACUUAGUUAAGAACGUAAUUUGAAAGAUUAAUUACUUACAUUUUC